GUGUCGUCCUCAGAGCUGCACGAGAAGGACUACGGCGGACAGAAAGCCAUAUACUGGGAAGUGAAAUAUCCAUUACCUCUGUCCAACAGAGAUUAUGUGUAUGUGCGGGAGCGCCGGGAUCUGGACGUGGGAGGACGGAAGAUCUGUGUGGUUUUAGCCAAGAGCUCGGCUGUGUCUCAGUGUCCAGAGAAGAAGGGUGUGAUCCGGGUCAAAGACUACAAACAGAGUCUGGCCAUGGAGAGCGACGGCUCUGGCGGCACCAAAGUGUUUAUGAACUACUUUGACAAUCCUGGAGGAAUGAUCCCAGCGUGGCUGGUGAACUGGACCGCGAAGACGGGCGUCCCUGCCUUUCUCACCGACAUGAAGAAGGCCUGCAGUAACUACAGCAGCUACUGCAACAACAGCAAGUGACGCACGAGUGACGUCCUCUGCUUCUGUUUCCUGUCAGGAGGGCAUUCUGGGUAGAGUUACUGCUGUUUCUGUGGUGAUCGGAGAAAACGUUCCUGGAGUCCUUCAUUAAUGUUCUUUUGUCUUAACUACUGUAUACAAUUAUCUGUUAAAGAAUUGAAUGAAUCCAGCUUCCUGUUGAACUUCAGCAGGAAAUUAGAGCUAAUUUGAGUUUGGAAAAUCUGUUUAAUGUAAUAUGGAUUGAUCCCAGCACUUUAAUUGAUUGUUAUUUGUGAAUGUAUGAAAAGAUUAAUUGUUAUAUAGCGAAUGCACAAACUCAAUCAACAAGCCUUCCUGAAGUCCCAUCAAUUCUGCAUUUAUUUGAUCAAAAUGAAAGAAAUAAAAUGUUAAAAUUCUGAA
Messenger RNA from Sinocyclocheilus grahami, 807 nucleotides. Its product is annotated as phosphatidylcholine transfer protein-like. Gene Ontology annotation, molecular function: phosphatidylcholine binding; phosphatidylcholine intramembrane carrier activity. The annotation marks the transcript as partial. The record is from RefSeq and is a predicted model, not a curated record. NCBI's taxonomy places the organism in Eukaryota, Metazoa, Chordata, Actinopteri, Cypriniformes, Cyprinidae. The transcript is spliced from 4 exons.